Guillardia theta CCMP2712 is the source of this 1116-nucleotide messenger RNA. RefSeq lists its product as hypothetical. Bases 1 to 1116 code for a protein of 371 amino acids. Gene Ontology annotation, molecular function: RNA binding. Lineage: Eukaryota; Cryptophyceae; Pyrenomonadales; Geminigeraceae. Gene Ontology annotation, biological process: regulation of mitochondrial mRNA stability; mitochondrial RNA processing. The record is from RefSeq and is a predicted model, not a curated record. Gene Ontology annotation, cellular component: mitochondrial matrix; ribonucleoprotein granule. The transcript is spliced from 2 exons.
AUGUUGUGGGGGUUUGCAACUUUAAAAUGUCCUGCUAGAGAGUUGUUUCAUCGAUUUUCCGUGCAAGUAUUGGACAGAGAUCUCGAUGAUGCUUGCCCACAAGUUCUCUCAAACAUCGUUUGGUCAUUUGGAACAUUGGGCUAUUUUGAUGACGAAUUGGUCGACAAGAUUUCAUCCCAUGUUCUUGUAAGAGGACUAGAUGGCUUCAAGCCAAUGGAAGUCUCUAGCAUGAUAUGGGGUAUGGCAGCGUUGGGGCAUACAAAUGAGAGAUUGUUUGAAAAAGUCUCGGAACACGUUAUGAGCACCGGAUUAGAAGGGUUCAAUGCACCCAAGAUCUCAAUCAUCGCUUGGUCUUUUGCAAGGGCAAGGUUCCAGGCCGAAGACCUCUUCUCCCUGAUAGAGGAAUUUGUGGUAGAGAAGGGCAUGUCAUCAUUCAAUAGUCAAAACAUUGCCUGCAUUCUUUGGGCAUUUGCAGUGUUCGGUCGCAUGACAGAUGACUUGUUGGCCUGUGCAGAAGAGCAGAUUUGGAGUGUGGGGUUUUCGGGAUUCAGUGAUCAGAGCUUUGUGGACCUUCUGUGGGCUUUUGCGGCAUCUGAUUUGACUGGCACAUGCACACACAGUGGCGAGGAUACUGUCAAGUUGGCGGCUGCUUAUCUUCGUAAACGUUCGAUUCGAUCCUUUUCUCCUAAACAACUCUCAACAAUGGCGUGGGCAUUUGCUCGACUUGGGCAAUUCCACGAUCAGGCCUUCUACUCUCUUGAACAGGAGAUUCUGCGACGAGAUAUCAGUGAAUUUGAUACCUCGGAGAUGACUUUCAUUGCCAACGCAUUUCGUGCGUACAGGAACUCAAGAAACAUUGCAAAUAUGUGCAACCUGUCUGGCAUCGGUAUCCGUUUGUUGUCUCGAUUGGACGCAGAAGAAUCUUCUGCUACAACGGUCGAAUGCAACACACCGGAAAGCGUUUCCGAUUGUGAACUCUGGCCUGAAGAAACAGAGUGUGAAGUUUUCAAGAAGGGCGAAGUUUUCAAGGCAAAGGUGGUGGAGAAGCAUCACAAGAAAUGUGCAAGUGUUCGUUCAGAGCGACUUGAUGCUUGCAUUCCUUUCCAGGCUUGCUAG